This is a messenger RNA of Lolium rigidum, 1288 nucleotides long. RefSeq lists its product as uncharacterized. The transcript is spliced from 3 exons. Lineage: Eukaryota; Viridiplantae; Streptophyta; Magnoliopsida; Poales; Poaceae. The record is from RefSeq and is a predicted model, not a curated record. The coding region runs from base 1 to 930 and encodes 309 amino acids.
AUGGCUCUCAUAAGGCAGAAGAGGCUUCCACAGCUGCACCUCUCGCUGCCCGUCCCGUCCAUCGCGGCCGGCCAGCGUCCCAAGGCAACGUUCAUGCCGGCGCCGGCACCAACGUUGAUAAAAGCCUCGACCCCCACGGCCUUGUCCAGCCAGUUCCGCCUAGCCGACUUCGACAAGCUGGCCGUGCUUGGCCGCGGGAACGGCGGCACCGUGUACAAGGUUCGGCUGCUGCCCAGCAGGGAGGAGCGGGUAUCGGCCCAUGAAGAGCUCAAGGAUGCGCCCACCCGCCAUCCAUCUUCCGAGAGAGCGCACACCCUGUCUCGCUCGCGCAACUACGCCGCUAGGAACCCAAUCCCUGUAGCACGCCGUCCACCCAGCCCCACCACUCGCCGGUGCAUCCCCGUCACCGUAUCCCCCGACGAUUCCUGCACCCAGGCCGCCGUCCCCAGCCUCCAAUCAUGCCCCCUAGUGGCCGGCGUCGAGGUCGAACAACCCGGUAUUCUGUGGCUUCUCCUGAUCCAUCGUGGCAACCUCCCACCAUCCUUUCUCCGGACGAUCGGUCGCCGGAGCUCCACGCCUGGUCCUGGUUGCCGGUGGGAGCAAGGCCGCCGGGAGGACGGCGAGGAAAAUACGAUGUUCCUCCACGCGUGCCGCCACCACGGUACCUGCUGCUGCUGCUGCCGGCGGCCUCCCCUACAUGCUGCUUCCGUUGAGGCGGCAAGGAAAGACAGAGUGAUUACUGACAACCGACCGCCAUCCUCUCUCCGGCCGAUCGGUCGCUGGAGCUCCACACCUGGUCCUGGUUGCCGAUGGGGAAGAGCAAGGCCUCCGGGAGGACGGCGAGGAAAAUACGAUGUUCCUCCACGCGUGUCGCCGCUGCGAUACCUGCUGCUGCUGCCGGUGGCCUCCCCUACACACCGCCCCCGUUGAGGUCUCCCUCCUACUACUCCUCUACAUGGAUGCCUGGUCAAAAUUGUUUAUUUGUCUUGUUGAAAUGUGUACCAUGUGUAAUGGACCUUGUGUACAUAGGGGUCAGUGCGUGUAUAGGAAAUGAAGGUGCUCAAUUCUGUUGCUGCUUAUGAAUCAAUGGAAACUUCUAUGAAUUGAACGGAUGGAUGAACAUCUCUUGUGUGCAUAGGCGAUAAGGAGGCAUUGCCUUCUGCUACUGCUCCUCGUCUCCGACAGGCUGCUGCUCACUGAUCCCACCCGCGUUGAAGGCCUCCUCAAGCUCCUGCUUGUGGUUGCCGGCCUGACCUGCCGCUGCCAGCCACGUUCGCGACCAGCUGGA